GCGAACCAUUGCGAACACGUUCGUCGGUGUUCGUCGAUUCGGUCAGUUCAGUGCUUUGAGUUUUCGUAGUGACUUGUUAUUCACGAUAAUUCGAUGCAUAUGAGUACGUCGAUUAUCAUGCGAUGACGUCUUUCAACUAUCUUUGUAGAAUUGUCAGAAAGCAGCAAUUUUUGCAAUCUUACCCUGCACAUAUAUACAAAGGUCUGCGUAUUUUCUUUCGACAUGAAUCGAGUUUUGUACCUAAGAAAGUACUCAUUGUUGCAAAACUGUCAAGAUAUCACUUUGAAAGAUUACGAGAACCUGAGCUCAAUGAAUACCAAUUGAAGUUGAAGCUGAUAGAAAAAGGCUCUAAUUAUGAUGCUAUGCUUGCCAGUCACUUGGCCACUAAGACCGUGGAAAAACAAGUAACUCAGAUUUUGCGGGAAAUGAACAUGGAGUAUAAAGUAAUAGAUAGAACAACUUUAGACCAGUCACAUUUCACAUGGGCGGAUUUAAUCCUUCCGAUUGGUGGUGAUGGAACAUUUCUCUUAGCCUCAAAUUUGAUAUUUGAUAAUAAAAAACCGAUAAUGGGCAUUAAUUCGUAUCCGGAAAAAUCAGAGGGCUAUCUUCUGUUAUCGGAAAAAUAUACGAGGAACAUACCAGAAAUCUUCAAAAGACUAAAAGCGGGACAUUACAGUGUACUUAUGAGAAGAAGAAUCCGAAUUACUUUGAAAGGAGAAGGAAUAUGGGAAUCUCCUUUUCAUUUGCAUGAGAAAGGACGCGUUACUGGUGGUGAGAGUGCCAAUUUUGAUCAUCAUGAGUCUAUUACUUAUAGGUUUUACAUAAAUGAGAAUGUUGAAGAUUGCAAACAUAAUGAACUACCAAAAGAAAGGCGUUUACCUUGGCUGGCACUUAAUGAAGUUUACUUGGGGGAAACAAUGUCAGCACGGACGAGUUCUUUGCUCAUAAAGUUGGAUGAGGAGCAAAAAUAUCACAAGGUAAAAGGAUCUGGGUUAUGCGUGAGCACUGGGACUGGGUCCACGUCUUGGUAUAAAUCUAUAAACAGUGUAAGUGAUCAAACUGUGCGAGAGAUAUUAAGUCUCAUUGAUGCCAAGCGGCAAUUCACAAAUGACGAAAUUGAAAGGAUCUGUUCAAUUUUCAAUGGAAGCUUACGAUAUGAUGCUGAUGAUCCUAAAUUAUGUUAUUCCAUAAGAGAUCUCAUAGUCACUGAUGCAAUGCCUGUUCCAAAGUGCACGCAUCCUCGCGGUUUCUGCAGAAAGAUCACUGUGAGAUCUCAGUGUUACGAUGCAGGUCUAGUUCUCGAUGGAGGAAUAGCAGUACCCUUCAACUUCGGUACCAUUGCGGAAAUAGAGAGUUUUCCUGAAGACUCUUUGCGAACUAUUACUCUUCCCGACUGAAUUGACAGUUUAAAUUGGGACAAUUCACGUAAGAUUUCGUGAUAUAAGUAGGAAUUUUUAUUAUGGAAAUAUCAUUCCAACAUUUUUUAUAAAAAUUUCUAUGAUAGAGAAAUAUUUAGGAUAUAAUGCAGUGUAUAUUAAGAAAAAUGUUUAUUGGGAACAGUGUGGAAUUAUGUGCCUAUAUGAAUGCAAAGUACUGUCGCAUUUUAUAAGCCAACCUUAUAUUUUUAAUAUUAUAAAUUGCUUUUGAUCAAUAGGUCCAUUUCCGCAAUAAGUAAAUGUAAUUACGCUAUUAUUAAUUUUUAAAUAU
Linepithema humile (Argentine ant) is the source of this 1707-nucleotide messenger RNA. It is a transcript of the gene Nadk2, whose product is annotated as NAD kinase 2, mitochondrial. NCBI's taxonomy places the organism in Eukaryota, Metazoa, Arthropoda, Insecta, Hymenoptera, Formicidae. The record is from RefSeq and is a predicted model, not a curated record. Gene Ontology annotation, molecular function: NAD+ kinase activity. Gene Ontology annotation, cellular component: mitochondrion. Gene Ontology annotation, biological process: NADP+ biosynthetic process; NAD+ metabolic process.